AUGUCCCUUAAAAGAGGUCUUGUGUUGUUCAAGUUUCACCGUAUUCAGAAUCUCAACCAGGAAGAGACUAGUAAGGAGCGGAAGAGUAAGAGGAAGUACGUCAAGAGGACUUGGUCUCGUUGUUCCCUUUCUUCUUCUGAUAUUUCUGGGUUAUGGCAUCAGCACAGAAAGCCCAAAAGAUGUAAGCUAAAUGUUGAGAAAAAUCUCAAUGUGAAAUCUAAGUCCUUUGUUGCUACUCAAGCUGAAGAACUUCGAUCCAAAUUGGAUCCGAGAUAUCCAAGCUUUGCUAAAUCUUUGGUGAAGUCACAUGUUACUGGUGGCUUUAGGAUGGGACUUCCUGCGCCAUUCUGCCAGAAGCAUUUACCAUCGAAAGAUACCAUCAUAACAUUGGAAACUCAACAUAAGAAGCUAUAUAAGACAAAAUAUCUUGUAAGAAAGACAGGUUUAAGUGGCGGGUGGAAAGGAUUUGCUAUUUCUGAAAGAUUGUUAGUAGGAGAUGUUCUUGUAUUUCAGCUAAUAGCAGACGCCAAAUUCAAGUCUGACAACUUCACCAGAGGAGCUAGAAAGUGUAUAGACUCGCCUCAAGUUGAUCAGAGAAGUAUGCAGCCACCUGAAUACUCAGAAAGCAACAGUACUGAAAAUUCUUUUAGAUCAAGAGUUGCUGAUGGUUUCCCGAUAUGUGAAGAAGCAGCUUUAAGUCCUAGUGCUGUUUCUACAUUUGACAACUUUAGCAUUGUAAUCAACGACUUGCUUAAAGACUAUGAGCUCCCUCGACAUAUUAAGUGGAGCUACUAUAAACUGUGUUGCAGUCAGGACAGUUUGCUUCAUGCCAAUCUUCCGCAUUGGAUGAACCAUAUUUUGAUAGGUGGAGUCAUAAUUGAGACUGUUACCAUCGCUGAUGCUUUAAGACAGUGUGAUCUUUCAACUUCCAAGGAAGAAUUUGCCAUAUGGGAUAAGACUUUAAGCGCGCUUGAGCUUCUUGGGAUGAACAACGGUUUUCUGCGUUCCCAUUUGCACCAUCUACAAAGAAUUGUGCAUGAUCCGGAAGUAGCCACCUUCAAACAAAGAUGUUUGGAGCUAUGUUCUGAGAAUUCUCGUGCAGAAGAUGAGAUCAGGAGUCUUACGGCUAGACUUGCUGAAUUGAAGAAGGUCCAUAAGAAACGUGCUGCUGAUAUCGAUAAUCUGAAGUCGAAGAUUAACAAUCAUGAACUCAAGUUUCAGGAACAGGUACAUGCCCCCUGGUGAAUUGGUAAUAACCCUCACUACGAGAAACGUUAGACAAAUCCUGUCCAAUCCCAGUUCUUUAUUUUUUUUCAAAACCACCCCUAAUUAGAAGGGAAACCCCAGGCCAGUCUCGUUCAAAAUAUCAAAAAAUUGCCCGGUCCAAUCCAAGUGUAUGAGAUUUGUCGUAGCUCCUUUCGCCGCAAGUUGCAAGGAAGAUAGCUGUGCAUUUUUGAAAAUGGUAGUAGAUGUUUACUUGUUUCAAAUUGUUGUGUAAUUUGUAAUUUUGUGUAGCUUUUGCUCUGAUAUAAUAUAUAAUAGCUGAUUAGAGAAAUGCUCUUUUUUUGUUUUUUGGAUGUUUUAACUUUCAGGAGAAUUAGCAAAUCCUAUUAAUUAAUUGAUUAUGCAGAAAAUCACUCUAACAAUUAGACAUUUGGAUUCUUUAUUGUGUGGUGUAACGGUGUUCCAGCAAGAUCAAUAAACAU
Messenger RNA from Chenopodium quinoa (quinoa), 1706 nucleotides. RefSeq names its product B3 domain-containing protein Os01g0234100-like. The transcript has 6 exons. The record is from RefSeq and is a predicted model, not a curated record. The coding region runs from base 1 to 1245 and encodes 414 amino acids. Gene Ontology annotation, molecular function: DNA binding. Lineage: Eukaryota; Viridiplantae; Streptophyta; Magnoliopsida; Caryophyllales; Amaranthaceae.